AUGUCUUUCACCCUCCCAAAAUCCUUUCUGAACGCCAAUACCCCGCUCAGCAGCUAUGCCGCCACCCUCUCUUUCAAUAAUAAUACCUCCUCGCCCUUUGUGUCUGGUGCUGCUGCUGCUGCUGCCCUGCCGCCAUCUCCAACCUCCCGUGGCGCCCAACCCCCUCUCCCAAACUUGGCCUUGCUGGUCUUCGAGGCUGUCCUAGAGGUGGUCUGCGUCAGUCUGCCGGGAUACAUCGUCGCCCGCAUGGGCAUGUUCGAUGCUAACGCCCAGAAAUUCGUUGCGAAUCUCAAUAUUAUUCUGUUUACCCCAUGUCUUGUCUUCACGAAACUCGCAUCCCAACUCACCGCAGACAAGCUUACCGACCUCGCCAUCAUCCCCUUCAUUUUUGUCAUCCAAACCUUAAUCUCGUACCUUUGUUCCGUCAUCGUCUCCCGCGUCUUCCGCUUCAAAAAGCGCCAGUCAAACUUCGUUGUUGCUAUGGGGGUCUUCGGGAAUUCCAACUCCCUUCCCAUCUCCCUUGUCCUCUCCCUCUCCCAAACUAUCAAAGGCCUUCAUUGGGACCGCAUCCCCAACGAUAACGACAAUGAGGUCGCCGCACGCGGUAUCCUUUACCUUCUCAUCUUCCAGCAACUGGGACAGCUUCUGCGCUGGAGCUGGGGUUAUCGCGUCCUUUUAGCGCCACCAGAGACGUACUAUCGGGACGAGGAGGAGCGUGUGAAUACGGUGGAGAUAUAUACAGAUGAACCAGAUCAAGCGCUUAUCGACACGAGUGACGUUGUUGACGUUCAUGGUGGUGGUGGUGAUGGUGGUGAUGAUGAUUAUGGACAAGCCACGUCCAGCGCACCGUCGAGUUCGGGGGAUGUAACGCAGUUCGAGUCUGGAGGUGCAACCCCCAUCAUCACCCGACAGUACUCCUACUCAAAACUAGCAGCCGCAAUGGACGACUCAGACGUUGAAAUCGAACAACUCAAUUCCGAUUCCGAUCCUUGCCGGCCUCUCUUCCCCUUCCACCAACUUCAACCCAAACCAUUGCACCCCUGGCACCACAAACUCGACUCCCCCUUCCUCUCAGCCCUCUGCCACCUCCAUAACACCACCAAAACCCUCUCCCAAAGAGCGUUUCACUCCCUGCCUCUCCCCUUUCAAAAGUUCCUCCGCACCCUCUCCCACGCCCUCACGCGCUUCCUCAUCGGCAUAUGGCACUUCAUGAACCCACCGCUCUGGGCCAUGCUCUUCGCCAUUCUCGUCGCCUCUAUCCCCUCCCUCCAACGCCUCUUGUUCACCCGCGGCACCUUUCUCAGCAACUCCGUAACCCGCGCCGUAGAGCAGAGCGGCGGUGUCGCUGUGCCUCUCAUCCUCGUCGUGUUGGGCGCCAACCUGGCACGGAACACCUUACCCGCCUCAUCAAAGCUGGACUGUGAUCUGGAUUCCUUUCCCGAUGAACCCCAGCACCCUAAGGAAGAGCGAAACCUGAUCAUCGCUUCCCUCCUCUCCCGCAUGCUCCUGCCAACCCUCUUCAUGUCCCCGCUCCUCGCGCUGGCCGCCAAAUACAUCCCAGUGAGCAUCCUGGAUGACCCGAUCUUUAUCGUCGUCUGUUUCCUGCUAACGGGGGCACCGUCCGCGCUGCAGCUGGCGCAGAUAUGCCAGCUGAAUAACGUGUACAUGCCGGUGAUGGCGCGGUUGUUGUUUCAGAGCUAUGUUGUGUGGAUUCUGCCGUCAACGCUUGUGCUUGUUAUGCUCGCGUUGGAGGUUGUUAGGUGGGCUACAGCGUCGUGA
Messenger RNA from Paracoccidioides lutzii Pb01, 1779 nucleotides. Its product is annotated as auxin Efflux Carrier superfamily. Gene Ontology annotation, biological process: transmembrane transport. The record is from RefSeq and is a predicted model, not a curated record. The transcript is spliced from 3 exons. Gene Ontology annotation, cellular component: membrane; endoplasmic reticulum. The coding region runs from base 1 to 1779 and encodes 592 amino acids.